AUGGGUCUACCCAUUUACACCGGCCCGUCUACGUCAACCCCGAAUCAGGCGGCGGCGCACGAGUCAGCACCCCGAGAUGCAACGCCCACCGGUGCUGGCGCAAACACCGGUGCCGGCACGACGAGGCCCAAGACAAGCGAGGAGCAGGAGGCGGACAGGCUAUACGAGGAAGCUAUGGAGGAGGAAUAUGCCAAGAGAGAGGGCGGGGCAUAA
Molecule: messenger RNA, 213 nt
Organism: Metarhizium brunneum ARSEF 3297
Lineage: Eukaryota; Fungi; Ascomycota; Sordariomycetes; Hypocreales; Clavicipitaceae
Source: RefSeq, a predicted model, not a curated record